AUGAACAUUGCAGAACAUAGACAUAAUCUGCAUGGUCCAAGUUUUUAAGAAACUUGCUGUUCCUCUGAAUUGAUGGUGGUGGGGACACCUGAAGCUUUUUAAAUCCUAUAAAACAAAGCCCUCCAUCAACAAGCUCCCCAAGUUCCACUUGAAGCAUCCUUUUUCCUUCCAAGAGCCUGCCUGCAAGUUUCCAAAAAACAUUGGCCAUGCAGCCUGAUGAAAUUACAAGUCUCCACUAUCUUUUUUCAUCCACCCCAUCCCUAUAUUCUUCUCAAUUUAACAUGUCCCAGGACAACACAAACAUGAUGCAUCUUAAUCAGUUUUCUAAUCCAUUAUCAAAAUUUCAAUAUCCUUCUCAGGUGCAAGAUAUGAACCUACCAUCCUUCAGCAGUAACUCGACUUCUGACGAAGCAGAAGACCAACAACUAAGCCUCAUCAAUGAGAGGAAACAGAGGAGGAUGAUAUCCAAUAGAGAGUCUGCACGCCGAUCGCGAAUGCGCAAGCAAAAGCAUUUGGAUGAGCUGUGGUCUCAGGUCAUUUGGCUCCGAAAUGAGAACCACCAGCUAAUAGAUAAGUUGAACCAAGUUUCAGAGUCUCACGAUCGAGCUCUGCAGGAGAAUGCUCAGCUUAAGGAGGAAGCAUCUGAACUUCGCCAAAUGAUCACAGACUUCCAACUCCAUAAUCCUUACAACCUUGACUUGAGAGAUCUUCUCCAAGAAGUUACCUGCAGAAAAAGCUGUCUGAAGCAUGAAUCUUAGAUUAACUUUGUAUUAGUUUUCAAUCCUGCCAGGCUGAGCUAGAGGCAAAGUUUUUGAUUUAUUCUUUGCCAAUAAUGGUCCUCUUUAAUCUUUAUGUAGAUGCCAGGAAAUCUUUACCUACCUCUGAAGUUGUACGAAACUUUAGAAAAAUAAAAGGUAUUUUAGCCUUCCCUUUGAACUACUUCAUUUGUGAUCAUAAAAUUUUUCUGAAGCCAAUUUUAGAUUUUCAUUUGUUCCAUUGGUCAGUUAACAUGUAUAGUUAUUCUUAUUUCUUUGCCAUCUCCUUGGGCACAGUUAGGAUUUAUGAAGUUGGUUCAACCACCUUUUAAACAUUUAUAAAAUAUUCCACAAUUGUCCAACACCAGAUAAAAUUAUCAAUAGCAGAAAAGAAUUGUCUCCUGAACAGGACAUAACAAAA
Molecule: messenger RNA, 1176 nt
Organism: Momordica charantia (bitter melon)
Lineage: Eukaryota; Viridiplantae; Streptophyta; Magnoliopsida; Cucurbitales; Cucurbitaceae
Product: basic leucine zipper 43-like
Biological process (GO): regulation of DNA-templated transcription
Molecular function (GO): DNA-binding transcription factor activity
Source: RefSeq, a predicted model, not a curated record